Paramecium octaurelia is the source of this 909-nucleotide messenger RNA. The record is from the annotation of a GenBank genome assembly. Lineage: Eukaryota; Ciliophora; Oligohymenophorea; Peniculida; Parameciidae.
AAAAAAUAGAUAUUUAUAUUUGAUUGUAUGAGCAGAAAAGAAUAAGACAUCAAAAGAUUGAUUGCUUCAUAAGUAAAAAUGUUAUUUAGAUUUCUCUUUAGUGCCACGUUGGAACAAAACAACUUCAUUUUGACAUGAAGAGAUAUGUAUCUCAUAGAAGUGAUAAUGGUUCAUACAUCCUCAAUUUAGAGGAAACCUGGUAACACAUUAAGUUGGCUGCCAGAGUUAUUGCUGCAAUUGAAUAACCUCAAGAUGUUAUGGUAUGAGAAACAUGAAUAAUUCAGGUUGUUUCAUCAAGACCAAUUGGUUAAAGAGCAGUCAUUAAGUUUGCUCACUACACAUUAGCCAGUUCAACAAGAUCAGCAAGAUGGACACCAGGUACAUUGACAAAUCAAUCCAACAGUGCCAGUGGUAAAUUCUAAGAACCAUAAUUGUUGAUUGUCACAGACCCUCAUUUGGUAAGAAUAUUUGAAUUAAUAUAUUUUAUAGGAUAGAUAAGCUAUUGUUGAAGCCUCAUACGUUAACAUUCCAGUCAUUGCCUUGUGCAACUCUGACACUCCAUUAUAAUAUGUUGACAUCCCCAUCCCAGUUGGAAACAGAGAAACCAAAUCCAUUUCAAUGAUCUAUUGGUUGUUGGCUAGAGAAGUCAAAAUAUUAAGAGGAGAAUUGAGACAAGGUAUCUAUUGUUAAUAUUCAAUUAUUUUAGAUGAAGAAUGGGAUGUUUUGGUUGAUUUGUUCUAUCACAAGGAAAUUACCAACGAUUAAUUGGGCAUCACAGACAAUUAAGUCAAAUAAGAAGUUGAAGGUGAAGAUCAUGAAAAUUAAGCUGAAGGCGAAAAGGCAAAAUAAGACUGGUGAUAAAAUAUAUUAAUAUUAUGUAAAGUACAUGUACAAGGAAUGCGUUUAAAU